Molecule: messenger RNA, 785 nt
Organism: Helianthus annuus (common sunflower)
Lineage: Eukaryota; Viridiplantae; Streptophyta; Magnoliopsida; Asterales; Asteraceae
Exons: 9
Coding region: 135-752 (205 amino acids)
Molecular function (GO): RNA binding
Source: RefSeq, a predicted model, not a curated record
UGGCUUGAUAAGUUGAAGAGGAUAGUAGGAUACCGAAAAACUCGUUUUGAAACUGCGUUACCAAAGAAAUUGUUGAAACCAUGUUCAUUUUCAUGAUGUUUAUCGUAAACUAAGUCAUUGUUUGUCCCCAGUUCAUGUUUACCGUAAUACAUAAUAUGGAAAGCUCUAGAUCAGAAAUGAAUAGUGACAGGAGAAGCUCUAUUCUUGUGAGCAAUUUGUGUUUAUUCACUGAUUAUGAUACUGUGGAAAAAUACUUCGGUCAGUUUGGGACUGUGAAAGAAGUAGCCUUCAUUCAUGCUGACGACCUCACGUAUACAAGAAGCUGUGAGGUGGCUAUGCAAUCAACCGACUCAGUUACAAAUAUUCUGGCAACGCCUCGCCAUGUCAUCGAUGAACGUGAGGUGACCGUUGAGCCUUAUCUUGGUAGGGAGGCACACGAAUGGCUAUUUCUCGAGGGAGAGUAUAAACUUAUACUAAAGGAGCUUGACGUUUCCCAACAUGAAUCUGUUCUGUAUAAGAAACUCGAGAAGGCCUUUGCCAACUGUGGACGGUAUUCAGAGAUACACUUGAUGAAAACUCCCAAGAGGGGCCUUUCAGGGGUGGCUCAGAUUGAUUUUAUCAACAAAGAAGACAUACCCAAAGCUUUGAAGAUAGCCCAUGAAGAGUUGAAUUCAGGACACCAAAUGUUGUUUUAUGCUGUUGUGGGUGGAAAGUGUGACAAAACUGAAAAAUCCAAGACAUACAAGUGUUAGAUGGUAAUCAACACUGACAGAUUUGAAUUUGAA